Messenger RNA from Desarmillaria tabescens, 2934 nucleotides. RefSeq lists its product as uncharacterized. The transcript has 12 exons. The coding region runs from base 377 to 2473 and encodes 698 amino acids. Lineage: Eukaryota; Fungi; Basidiomycota; Agaricomycetes; Agaricales; Physalacriaceae. The record is from RefSeq and is a predicted model, not a curated record.
CUCACAUAUCUCAUCUUUCCACGGCCAGGUGCAAGGACACAGGUACUGAAUUGCACUACAAAACCAAAUACUUAAUACCCUCUAGUCAACCAGCACCACGUUUCUGCAGUCUGAUUGCUAACGACCGUUAUUACCAGCGGAUCCACAGCGCUUACAACCUUGUCUUCGUUUUUAUGACGUUUUCUGAGUAUUCUAAGCGCAGGGAAUGUCAUCACAGGCGCGAGGCAUACAUAAUGCAUUUUCUCCACAGCAAUUCUCACUUCUUUAAUGUGGAUACCCCUGGAUAACGAUACACGUGUAGUACGUGCUCGUCGUCCACACGCUGCUUUGUGCUCUCUACAACGACAUCCUUUCGCGUUGUCUUCGACCGGCAUUCAUGUUAUCCUCCCAGUGGUUAUUGAGGGAACUCCAAAGAAUCUUUCAUGACCAUACAGGUAGCUGCUCACCGUUAAAGGUUAUUAUUGCGCUUUGGGUUUUCUUGCGGCGCCGGUUCCGGCGUUAUUCUCGAGCUCUUUGCAGAAAAGUGUAUACAAAGAGUCCGCGACCUAGUAACGACCAAGCCCCUGGUAGAACCCCUGACGGAGAGCGAACAAGGUGCAAGAACAACGGUGACGUAGAGAAGCUAUCAUCGGUUGACCCAACCCAAGAUUCUCUACCCAUUUUCUGUCUUCCAGGUCUUUCCUCCCUAUUGAACGUGCCUCUGGCGUCUGAAGGUAGUCUAGUUCCUAACGGGGCGGCACCCGUACGACAUGUGAGGUGGUCUCUUCCAGUUUCCACGCCUGCCCUUGCGACAAGCGAUUUUGAUUCAGCGGCCUCCGAGGAGGAUGUUCGACCACUCCCACCGAUUCCGGUACAAGACGAGGGAGUGGACACCAAUAUUUUUCCAGGCGGUGCUCCCUCAUCGCCUACUAUAUUGACUUCUGUGCAUCCUCCCUUUUGGCCAUUGGCGCCCGAACAAAUUCAGAGAUACACAAGAGAAGUUACCAUAACACUGGAUGAUAACACGUACUGGGUCGAUCCUUUGACGACUAAGUUUCCUCCCCAUCACGUCGAGCACGGUUGGAUGCCCUUUGUGCACCCCGAAGGUGCACUUUAUUGGUUUCAUCAGGAAAAGAGGACAUUCACCGGUGUUGAUUUGUGCGACCAAGAAAAACUGCAAACCACCAUGAAGUAUAUGGAUAAUAUCUAUGAAUUCAUUCAUGCAUACAACAUAACAAUGCCAGCAAAUGCCGAUCUUGUGUUUGAGCUCGUCCGGGACCCGGACACCGGCGAGCAAUGCUGCGCGUACUACUUCGCGAGCCACGACACUCGUUCCGUCUUCUGGCUGGAUGACUUCAAUGCAGCCUACUUCAACAUAUGGGAUGGGGUCAAAGGCGUCACCGAACCGUCCCAUGUUGGUCUUGAGAUAGAGGCUCAGUAUUGGUAUCACUGCCAACUGUUCCCGACGUGUACGGAAAUGACCAUGGGUAUUAUCGAGGAGCUCAGAGAUAUCUUGAUCCAUAACAUAGGAGAUACAAUGACUUCAACCUUAUCCACCUCCAUCUAUAGCGUUUCCGAGCUACAAGAUAUCAUCAGUGUCACAGAUUGCGUCGAGAAAUCAAUUACUUCUGGACCAUCUCGACGUCCAGGUUCUGUGUGCAGUAUCGGCCGUAUUAUGUUCAUCUUUUUUAGGAACCGAUUCAUUAACUUUCACGGUCAACCUGGUGCCCGGCUUGCGCGCGAUCAGUUAAUCUAUGAGACGUCGGCCAAACGAACCUUACUCGUCACUCUGCUUUCACCAUUCCUAUUCUUCACGCCCGAUAUUCACCUUACUACACUAAAAAAGAUCGGGGGCGACGGAUAUCUCCACACCCACAAGGCGUCUUGGACUAGCUUCACUGAGAAGCUCAACACCGAAUGGCAAGAAGUUACCCUCUACGCUACUGUUUUACUCAACGCCAACGUUGCUUUCCUGGCUAUCCAGAGUGUUGAUGAUGCUAGUGCUGAUGGAGGACGUUCGGCAGCACAAAUAUCGAGCUACGUCUCCAUGAUUGCGAGCAUAGGCAGUAUGAUCUUGGGUACUCGUAUGAGGGUUCAUGACUCGUCCAAAGACUCGGUGCGAUUCCUGCGUUUGACAAAACGAAACAGUAGAGGUAUGGAGACUCUGGCUAUCAUGUACAGCCUACCUACUGCCUUACUCAUGUGGGCAGUGGUCUCCUUCCUGGUCGCAUUCAGCAUAGUUUGUUUCACUGCCAACAGUUUAUCUGACCGAAUGCUCGUGGGUGGUACAUGGAUAAUCGUUGGCGUCCUCAUACUCUGGUGCAUUGUUGCAUUUUGGGAGGUCAAACAAGUGCAUGUUCCCUAUCUGUCCAAAGUCGCGGCACUGGUCAAGUAUUGGGACCGAUUUCCCAUGAAUCUCAGGAGGAGAUUUGCGAGGAGAUUUGAUAUACCUCGGAUGAAGAUGAGGCCGCCGACUCACGUGGUGGACGUGUGAUCGAGGGAUGUUUAAUGCUGAAGGAGAGUUGAUCUUUUCGCACCGGGGUCUCGUAGUGUUUUUGGUGUUUAAAUUAUUUCCUUGCGCUGUGCGCUGAAGAGUAUAGGAGCGGUAAGAUUUUAGGAUAUUCCGAUCUCAGUACUACUGUCAUAUGUGCUCUGUUGUAUGAUAAUUAUCAGCUGGUCUACUUAUCUAUAGCACACGUUGUGUUUUACUCCUUCUCAUGCGUCUAUAGCUUAGCCUCUUUGAUAGCCUCCGCGACCUUCUUGUCAAAGAGUGCCUUGGCCUCAGUCCAUACUCGUGCAGUCUCCCGAUCGGGAAGCUGGAGCAAGGAGGGGAAAAGGUCCGAGCUGAACUGCACUGAGGCCUCUCUUGGAAGCAAGGAAGGGAGAUGAUCAAUAGAUAUCACGGACAGAGGCGGAUUUUCAGCCCUUGAAAUAUUAAUGAAUUAGCAUACGAGG